Messenger RNA from Rhagoletis zephyria (snowberry fruit fly), 549 nucleotides. It is a transcript of the gene Ccdc56, whose product is annotated as Coiled-coil domain containing 56. NCBI's taxonomy places the organism in Eukaryota, Metazoa, Arthropoda, Insecta, Diptera, Tephritidae. Gene Ontology annotation, cellular component: mitochondrial inner membrane. The record is from RefSeq and is a predicted model, not a curated record. Gene Ontology annotation, biological process: mitochondrial respiratory chain complex IV assembly.
UUCCUGUCACACACAUUCACAUAUGGCGAGAAUCAGCUGUUGGACGUGAAAAAUGCGAUAAAUUUAGCGAGAAUCAGAAAGAAAAUUUUCAUGUUGUAAAAAAUAAUCUCGCAAUUACAUUGACUUAAAAAGUGUCCACCUUGAUAACGCAAAAUAAGUUAAUAUGUCUGCUGCUCCUGAUGGUCAAUUGCCGAAAUUUAAGUACUCUGGUGAGGUACCAAAAUUGGAUAAAUCGCAAAUAGAGUUCAUGAAAAUCAUUGAGCAGCAGAAUUUGGUGCGUGUAGAAAAAUUGCGGCGCUUACGAAGAAAUAACCUAAUCACGGCCGGUAUUUUGGGAGCAUCCGUAUUGGGCAUCUAUGCCUACUCAAUGCUAUCAGUGCACCAAGAAGAUUUCUUAGAUGAUUUUGAAGAACCUAAAAAGGUGUCCAAACAAUAAACGCAGUAGUUACAUAAAGUUAUAUUAGUUUUAAGGCAUCCACGCUGAAUGAAAAAAAGAGGAGGAAGAGGAAGGUUGUUAUUGUUGUGUAAUUGCCUUUGUCCCUUUAAUUC